AUGAUUGAAAUCAAAAUACUCAAAAACAUAUUCAUAUUUGUACUAUUCAUCAAUAUAUUCUACUUUAUCAAAGUGUACAGACAAGAAGAAGAUAGGAUACGACUAUUGGCAAUCAAACAUGCUACAUCGAUAGACUACACCACAGACGACCAGAUUGAGUUUGAUCGACUGAAGGAAUACCACUUGCUCGACACCAAACAAAAAAUUGCAUACUUGUUGGAUAAAGUUCGAGAAAACCAGGACCACCAUUACUGGCUAGCCGAUGUCUCAGUGGAGCAGCCAUCAGUCGAGAUAAACCCCAGGGAUUAUCUACCACCCACUGAACACCAUACCAAUACAUGGCAGAACAAAUCUGAACUUUUUUACGAGCCAAGAUUUACAUUGGCUCUUUACCUAGAUGAACUAAAACAUCAGCUACAAACAUAUAACCCACAGAAUGAAAAACAAAACGAUCACUUGAUUAGAAUGCCAUUUGCUUGGUCGGAUUGGGUAGAUUUGACAAUGCUCAAUGAAGAGAUUUUAAAACCAAUCGACGAGAGAAGGGAUUGUAAAUCAUUACAACAGAAAGCCAAUAAGAAGACAAAGUACCCACGUUGGUGUAAGAACUUGGUGGACUUGGAUGACGAAAAAGUGGAAGAAAUUGGGUUAGCAAGAGACGAUAUGCCAGGAUUCAUUGUUAUGGACUCACCAAUGAAUAAAGCACACCACAAGGAAGUUAUGUUGCAAGGUAAAGGCUAUCUUUUGACAACGCAAGAAAACCCAAUCUCAAUGAUUUUCCUUACAAAAGACGGCACAUACGAAACACAAUUAACCGGAACAAGAGAACGUAUAGUACGCACAGAUUUAUUUGCAAAGUAUUUAGCAAGAAGAAACAUUGACCCAACAAAGGAAAAUUUGGACAACAUUGUGCUCAACCCACAAAUGGAGUUUAAUGCACUUUUGAAUACCGUGCCAGCUAGACCAUUGAAUAUCGAUGAUGAUAUUCACAAAAUGAGACAAACCACUAGACAGACGGAAUUUAAUGUCUCUCGUGAAUUACAUUUGGACAAGGAUGCAUUUCAUUACAGACAGGAUGCCAUCGACGAACAGAUUAGUGAUUACGAAAUUAGACUUAAUAAAAUCGAGGAAUCCAUGACCAAUGAGUUGAGAUACGACCCUAAAGUAAUCGAGGAAAAUAGACUAAACAGACACGAGAUUAACCAUUAUAAUGGGUUGAAAACUGCAAACAAGUAUCCGGUUGCAAAAGAGCCUACAUAUUAUAAGUUGGCAACAUUGAAAAAAGACAAGACCAACAAAGAUGCUGGUUGGCACUAUGAAUGGCGGUUUUUCAAUGGGGCUUUACGCUACAUUAAAGAUGAAACAUGGACCACCGAACAAUUGGAAGUUCGAGAACAAAUCAUCUUGGACAGGUUAUUGCGUAAUUGGUUUCGAUUUGCAGAAGAGAAGGGUAUUAUUUCCUGGAUUGCUCAUGGCCCUUUACUUUCAUGGUACUGGGAUGGCCUCAUGUUCCCAUUUGAUAUCGAUAUCGACAUUCAGAUGCCGAGCUCCGAGUUGAAUAGAUUGUCUGCAAACUAUAACAUGACAUUGGUGAUUGAAGAUAUUAAUGAAGGGUUCGGCAAAUACCUCAUUGAUUGUGCCACAUUUCUUCAUCAUAGAGACUUGGCGGCCAAGGACAACCACAUUGAUGCGCGAUUUAUUGACGUUGAUACAGGUACAUAUAUCGACAUUACCGGUAUUGGUAUAAACAAUGAGAAACCCCCACCGGAAUACUCGGGCUAUAUUCGCUCGAAGCAGCGCAAAGGUGAAUCAGUCGAGCUCUACAUGGAUAGAAGGAAGCAUUGGCUAAAUUUUGAGAAAAUUAGCCCAUUGCACUAUUCAAUGAUUGGUGGUGUACCAGUUUAUGUACCAAACGAUGUUAUGUCUAUGCUAAAUAAUGAAUAUUCUGGUGGUACAAAGUCCUUGUAUUUUGAUGGUUACUAUUAUGUUCCCUGCUUGCGCCUUUGGUUGCAAGCAAACAAAGUGAAAUCAAUCUUUAAGCCAGAACAGUAUGAGUCCAAGACCAAGGAAGGGGAACGUGAAAAAUUGAUAUCAUUAAUCAAAAAUCUUGAUGAUGAAGGGAAAUUGCGACUUUUGGAGUUGAACGAGGAUGUGUUGAUUGAAUAUUAUCUUACGCAUAAGAUUACGUCAUUGCACGAAGUGGAAAAGAAGUUUAUGCUUGAUCACUCUUUGCAGCAACUGAUGUUUGACUUGCUGGAAAAAGUGGCGUACCAUGAGUUGACAUCGAGGUUCAAAAUGGGCUCACCAUUGAGGAAAAGUUUGUACGAUUUUGAGUACUUUGAUAGACACAAACAUAUGAGCAGGCCGAUGCCAGUGGAGGAAGACGAGGAGACGAUUACAGAGUCUGAUGGAAUAGCACGCUUGGUCAAUGCGAAAGAGUAUCUCAAGCAGCAGCAGCAGCAGCAGCAGCAACAACAACAACUACUAGAACAAGAACCAGAACAGGCAGCACAGGCAGCACAGGCACUACAAGCACCACCACAACAAGAACAAUCUCAUUUACAAGAGAUUGAAGUUAGCCAUGAAGAACAAACUGGCGUAGAUGCUAGCGGUAAUGUUAUCUCGUAUGCAAAGGGAUACGUAGAGCAAGGUAACUACGCAAAUGUUCCUCAACCUGUACCUGCAUAA
Molecule: messenger RNA, 2685 nt
Organism: Lodderomyces elongisporus
Lineage: Eukaryota; Fungi; Ascomycota; Pichiomycetes; Serinales; Debaryomycetaceae
Exons: 1
Coding region: 1-2685 (894 amino acids)
Source: RefSeq, a predicted model, not a curated record